CUCUCGGGGGGGGGGGUGGGGUCCUUGAGGCGCUGACGCGCGCCGCCAUUGCUGCUGGGAGCGAGUUGUUUGAAUGAAGGCGAAGUGCGCGUCCCGUCCCUCCGCUCUCUCCGCUCCCCUCGAGCCCUCAGUCUGUGUGGCGUUAGCAGAUCAACAAAAACAGACGCAACGUCAAUUUUAAGGAACAUUGCAGAACUAACAAACGAGUUGGUGGUUUGCAUCUGAUUGAAGAACUUCCUGCUUCAUUUAAAACAUCCACCAUCGUUGAUUCCAGUUGCUUUUACACCCGACCAUGUCAGGCAUUGCUUUGAGUCGGCUUGCUCAAGAGAGGAAAGCAUGGAGGAAGAAUCACCCCUUUGGUUUUGUCGCUGUGCCAAUGAAGAACCCUGAUGGGACUCUGAACCUCAUGAAUUGGGAAUGUGCCAUUCCAGGCAAGAAAGGGACUCCGUGGGAGGGAGGCCAGUACAAGCUGCGGAUGCUAUUUAAGGAUGACUACCCCUCCACUCCCCCGAAAUGUAAGUUCGAGCCUCCGCUUUUCCACCCCAACGUGUAUCCCUCGGGAACCGUGUGCCUCUCCAUCUUGGAGGAGGAGAAAGACUGGAGGCCGGCAAUCACCAUCAGACAGAUCUUGCUGGGAAUCCAGGAGCUGCUCAAUGAGCCCAACGUGCAGGACCCAGCGCAAGCAGAAGCCUACACCAUUUACUGCCAAAAUAAGGUUGAGUAUGAGAAGAGGGUGCGUGACCAGGCCAAGAAGUUUUCCCCAGCCUGAGCGACUUUCAAGCACAACUAAACCUCCGCCCACAUCCCAUCUCCCCUUCCACCUAAUCUCACCCCACCUCUCCAUCUCCGUUACACGGCAGUACCUUUGAGCCAGCCAGCGAGGCUUAGACUACAACAAACCGAACCCUUCAAGAAAGGGGGUUGGUUCAGUCAACGGUCAAUGUGAGAAACUGGUCCUGUUUGUGAAGCAGAAACCAAAACAGCAGGUAGAGGGUAUUUGAGGGUAGAAAGUGGCAGUGAUUUGAGUCGAGGUAUCUCGCAUGACUAAGUUCACUUAAAUGUUUUGGUUUGCGUAAGAGGUACUGAGGCUUGUUCUCUAGCUGGAAGACUCACAAGCACACAGAUUUAGGGGGCAUAUUUUUCCAAGGUUUUCCUAAUAAUCUCACACCAGUUCAUCAAGGGCCAACUUUCCACAUCAGAUAUCUAUUCUAUAAUGAAAACAAAAACCAAAUUUCAAAGAGUCGUCAGCCGGUAGAAUUAUCAUGCUGGACUCUUUUAAGGGAAUAGUUAUGCCAAGUAAUUUCCAGUUGCUGCUAGUUGUAACAGCAAGCUGUAAUUGGGAUACAUUUUAAGAUAAUUUAAUGUGGCAAUAAGUCAUAACCUUAAUUGAUGUUCCCUGGAAACAUUAACCGCAAACACAACUCUAGCACAUUAUGGCAACCUACAUGUGAAUUUAACCCCUUCUAGAAGUCCCACAUCUACAACCUGUUGUAUGUGCAGUGUAGUGACUCUUUUUAAAAUAAUUGUCUUUAAGUUUAGCACAGUUUGUCAUUUACCUUGGCUAUGAUAUUUUAAAAAAAAAACGGUAUUGACCAACAUUGAUGCAUUUCACUGCACAUACUGCAUGCAUAAAAAAACGGUUGUGUUUUUUUUGUGGCUAAGCAACGGACGUGUUUAAAAAUGCUUUUUCAUUUUGUCUGCAGAGAAAUAACAAAAUUACAAGCAAUCUAAAAAAAAAUUGAAUGUGGAUUUACAAUUUCAAAGUGUUAUGCUAUUUUCAUUUAUGCAUCCAUAAUAAAGGUUUGUGGGAUAGAUCGCGUUAUUUAUAAAUGUGUCGCAACCCUCCACCACCCGACACGGCCAAUCAGUAAAAAAAUGUAUAACGUUGACAAAAGACAAAUAGUUCACUACUUUAUGCCACCGGUGUGAGAAUCCACAACAUCCAGCAAAAACGUCGUACUAAAUUUUUUUGUCUUUUGUCAACGUUACACGUUUUUUUACCGAUUGGCCAUGUCGGGUGGUGGAGGGUUGCGACACAUUAAUAAAUCACGCGAUCUAACCCACAAAAACCUUUAUUAUGAAUACUAUUGGUUGCAAAAGCCUACGUGUUAAACUUCAUUCAUGCAUAUUGACAGGCUUGAUGCAAGGGUACAAGAUGCAGAAACAUGACGGGCCCGGGCGGUGUUGAACACGGUACAUGUAUAAUUGUUAGGCGUUUCAAAUGGAUGAAACAUGGCCUACACAAGCAGGGCAAACAAUUGGCAUUUUCUUAUCCUGCAGUUGAUCGCAACAUGCAAUAUGUGCACUGGUAAACUCCAAAGUACGUGUAGAGUGGCACUUGCAUUGUCUCAGGGGGAUCCCUGUCCGACUACAGAGGUACUGUGGCCUCCUGUUAUAUCUUGGCUCACCUGUUAAUUCCACAAAGAACUAACAAAAGUCACAUUUAAACUUGGCCAGCUCAAUUUAGACAAGCUAGUGAAGUGAAUUCUCAUCUAGCUUAAAUGUUUUAUUUUAUGUACAAGCAAAUAUUAAUUUACUGGUGCUUCCAUUGAACUCCGAAUCGGCCUCUUACAGUUACGAAUUAGCAAUGUGUGAUUUUUGUUUGUUUGUGAAAUCAUCGAUGCUUGGGCCGAGGUCACAAGAACAUAAUGGGCUCUGUAUCCUGAUAGGGAUGUCUUAAGCCACCUCAGUACCUCUUGCCGCUAAGUGCUUUGGAGUUAACCGACACACAUGCGUGGAUGUUGCGUGUCGCUUUCAACGGCGGUGUAUGGAAAUGCCACUUGUUUUAGCCUGCUUGUGUUGACAACGUUUUGACCAUUUUAAAUGUCAAAGAAAUAUACCCGGUGAUGCACCGUGUUCAACUGUGUGCAGUCCUCUAAAUGUAUUAUUUCUGCAUCUCGUAUGCCUGCAUCAAUAGUUUGAUAUAACAUUGAUAAGAAUAGUUGCUAAGCCACUUUGUAACUAUAAUGUUGAGUCUUUGAAUUUCUCACGGGAGGUUGCUUUUUGAUGGUUUAGAGUUUCUUGACUGACAACAGCUGAGUUAUGUUUGUGGUGGGCUGUGUUAAGUAAUAGUCAUUCUAGCAAAUGUGGUGAUGGAUAUAACCAAUUGGGUGGUAGGUAGGUCAACACAAACAAUUCACGUUUUGGUUCAUGUUUUCUUAAUAUGAAUUCUCGUAUUUUUGUUGACAUGAACCGCACCGUUGAAUAAUGCAGUAAUUACUCAGGAAUUACUCGCUAAUUAGAUUCUUGCUUUUUUACUUUUAAAUGGCAUAAAUCCAGAUAUCCAAACCCCCUGAUUGUCCCCAAUAGCAACUUUGAAUGUUUUUUAAAUGCCCUUAACCUGUUAUACUGUAAUACAACUGCUCAAUUCGCUCAGUUUUACGAAUGCUUAAUUUUAACUAAAAAUAAAGGUUACUUGCUUGCUAAAUUAAGGUAUUGAGUUUUCAAUCGUGGAGAAGUUGCUUAUCUAACCAUGUACAUUGCCCAUUAAAAAAAAAAACAACCUACAUGCAACAUCAUGUGCAGCGUGUACCAUUAAUGCAGCUAUCUCAUUGACCUGCAGAGCACCGAGAGUUUUUGUUCACUUCCAUUUGAAAAUGUGGCCCUGACUGGGCAGUCCUCACGGGGCUGCUAAGGGAGAGAUCCUUUUAUAGCUACUGCUGCUGAAUUUUUUCUAUUUGUACAUUUUGCCCAGCCGCUUGUCCGCCACUGAAUGAAAUGCUGGCAGACAGUAUUAUCCUAAAUGUUUUUUCCCCCCAAGGCAUCCGCUUAGGUUGGAAGGUGGUGUCUCUCCCCCCCCCCCAUCGUCCGUAUUUGCGAGCGGCGCCGAUUGUAAGUUGGGCAGUAGGAUUAAAAUAUUUUGGUUGAAAGAUGCAUUCGGAUCAUUUUGUAAAGUGUUCCGAUCCAUUGACCUGUGGUAACGCUUAAUGAUUUGAAGAUGACGUACAACAUGGAAGUUUUCGUUUUUUCUUCCAAACGUAGAUUAGAGUUAGGGGUAAGCCAUCAACAUUUCCCUUUAUACGGGAUGCUGACGGUUAAAAUGGGUCCUUUGGCUUUAGCUGUCCCAUGCAGAUUGGCUCCAUUGCUCCUCCAUCCCUGCCCCUCUCCCCUCCCGAACUCAUCUGCUGUGUAUACUGUGUGGUAGUGUAGGCUACUGAGUAGAGCUGCUGCAAUCUUUUCAAUUUUGUUUUCAUUUGACCACCUGUGUUGUGUUUUAUACCUUAUAUUUUGUUACUGUCUAUACUUGAAAUAAUUCUUUUUGUACAAAGUGUAGUCUUUAAGAAAUGUUAGUGUACCGAGAUGUUUCUUUAAUUUUUUUUUGAAUAAAGAACGAAAGAUA
Messenger RNA from Petromyzon marinus (sea lamprey), 4339 nucleotides. RefSeq names its product SUMO-conjugating enzyme UBC9-A-like. The record is from RefSeq and is a predicted model, not a curated record. NCBI's taxonomy places the organism in Eukaryota, Metazoa, Chordata, Hyperoartia, Petromyzontiformes, Petromyzontidae.